Molecule: messenger RNA, 1185 nt
Organism: Diabrotica balteata
Lineage: Eukaryota; Metazoa; Arthropoda; Insecta; Coleoptera; Chrysomelidae
Source: the annotation of a GenBank genome assembly
AUGGAUUUAACUGAGCCGAUAAAUAGUAUGGAUAAUAAGACAGACUUUUUUGAUUUUGUUGAACAUUCAGAUUCAGAAAACUCAUUUUUAAAGAAUGUAGAAGACAGAAAAGAAAAUAACAAUAAUACUAUGAUCGUUACGGAGUUACCAGAUAAUUUAAAUGAAAAUUUUCAGCCCGCUUUUUGGAAUAUAAAGGAUACCGUUAAAAUAGAAACAGCUUUACUAGAGGAUUUAAAUAAAUAUUGCUGGAUGUCAACUGCAAAUGAAGUUGAGUCAAUUGGCCAAGAAAAAAGUAACGCUGAUGAACAAAUAUAUACUCUAACAGUAUUAAACGGAGUAGACCAAAGCGCCACAUGGUACCGUUUGCCGAAAGAGGACGAGUCUCUUUCAAGUCCCAACUCCAUGGAACAAUAUCAAGUAGGAAUUGAUAUGGAUUCAAUAUUGAGUGUGAUACCAAAUGGUCAAUUAAAUUAUAACAACAUAAUAACCAAUGCCACUACUACGAAUACAGAUGGUCUUAUAAAAUCCGAAACUUUUACUUAUGAUGAUAAUAAAAGUGAAAUAACUAAUUCAUUUAUCGUAGAUAGUCCUAUGUUAGAAAUAACAGAUACUCUUGAAAAUGAUAAUACCGAUUGGAAAAUGUCUGAUCAUGAUAAUAACAAUAAUAAAGAGUCUCCAGACUCACUUUUAAGAAGUGCUCUUCAAGGAAAAGCAUAUAUUCGGUAUAACGGCACUUUUAAACCAAUCCAACGAAAAUUUCCAGACAGUGAAAAUGCAGAACUAAAAAAAGUACUUUCAAAUUCUCCAACGAAUGCUUCUACAAUAUAUACCAAUGAUGAAGACGAAGAUAGAAUUCCUACAAUUGUGGCUGGAAUAGAUGUUAACGGUAAAAUAAUUUUCGAGGAACAUAUUGUAAAUAAAGUUAUUAAAGAAUCCAAUAGUUCCGCAAAUACUAGUAACGUAGAUGAUCUUUUGCUCAGUCAGCUGGAUCAUUCAUAUCCAGAGGAUUUUGAAAAGUUGAAAAAAAUCGAACACGAAGUCGCAGAGUCUGUCCAUCAGUAUUGUCAAUUCGAUCAUUCCGGCGAAAGUAGCACUACUCCAGUUAAUGGUGAACAAAUAGGACUAUCCUACAUAAAUCCACAAAUACAAACUGUCAUGCCAAGAAGUACAAAUAUUCAUAUUUGA